AUGCCCCGGACAGCGUCCACAAUACCAAACGCUUGCAUUGAGCAAACUGCUGUCGUCAAGAAGUCCACAUUGAGCAAGGAGGACGAGGCAAAGGUAGAGCAAUUGUCGGAGCGGAUUACCGACAUUCUCGGCGAAGCUCCGUUCGACGAAAAUGAAGAGUCGCCAUGGCCUCAAGAAGAAUACGAGGUUGGAGUCAAGGGGAAGGACGGCCAAAACAUCGCUGUAGUCUACAUCGUGGGCGGCACAAAGAAGGAAAAGCGGAGAGGUCCGGUUGCGCCGGACGUAGUGACCGCCUACGAAGAACUAUUCAAGGAGAUCGAAGCCGAGAAGUCUUCCAAACAGCAACGUCAUACUGUGUAG
Alternaria triticimaculans is the source of this 360-nucleotide messenger RNA. RefSeq lists its product as uncharacterized. The transcript is spliced from 2 exons. Bases 1 to 360 code for a protein of 119 amino acids. The record is from RefSeq and is a predicted model, not a curated record. NCBI's taxonomy places the organism in Eukaryota, Fungi, Ascomycota, Dothideomycetes, Pleosporales, Pleosporaceae.